Belonocnema kinseyi is the source of this 4792-nucleotide messenger RNA. RefSeq names its product protein wings apart-like (gene wapl). Lineage: Eukaryota; Metazoa; Arthropoda; Insecta; Hymenoptera; Cynipidae. The record is from RefSeq and is a predicted model, not a curated record. The coding region runs from base 493 to 4014 and encodes 1173 amino acids. The transcript has 12 exons. Gene Ontology annotation, biological process: regulation of chromosome condensation.
GAAAAACAUCGACAGAUGGCAAAGAGCAUGUUAUGAUUGAUAUUUCUCGUGAAAAUCCUAUUGUUUUACAUAAACUACCAAGUUCGGAGAAAAGUGUGAUUGACCCAGAACCUAAUAAAAUGGAUUUAACAAUAUUCAGUGACACGUGGAGUGUGAAUCUCGAGUUUGUAAAUCCGUGCAUCACUGGAGAGAGUGAAUGAAACAUGGCGUUUGUUUCUUUCAUAUGUUCCGAAAGUCUCGCACGCUGAUUAACUUCUCAUUUCCAUGGACCCGGUAAAUUCGGUUAUUUUUGAUUUUUUAUGACACUUAUGCUCGAACCCUGUCCGUAAAAAAUCGUGUGUCGCUUGUAAUUGUGUCAAAUUGUCGUGUGUACAAAUUAGAAAAUGCCAUAACGAGAAAAAAAGGAGUUCGCAAGUAUGAGAAGCUUCGACAUUCGACCCACUGUGUAUCUUUUGGAAUGCCGAGCGUUUAUGAAAUAAUAAGGCAGUCAAAAUGACGUCACGGAGUUACACGAAAUCAUAUGGUCGCAAGGUUAACACCGUUUCUCCAGGUAGCAUUCAGUUUGACAAGCUCUUCAGGGAAAACAGCAAUCGACCCUCGGCUGCCAAAUCAGCGGGCAUCGUCGGAAAAUGGGGCAUAACUUCCUUCACGUCAAUCCGCAGCACAAAUAUCAAUGCACAGAGAAGAACCCUUUUAGGACGGACACACACCCACGAUGGCGGAAGACGAGAAGAAGUGCACUCAUCCUACGGUAACAAACGAGCCAAGGUCGACUAUGCAAACCAGAACACCCGAGUGAUUUCCAGCAAAGAUCCCUUUUCCUUUGACACCGACCCUGAGAAAGUCGAGCCUCCCGUUGUGAAGCCAAAAAAGUUUUUCAAAAGUCGAAAUGCGGCUUCAUCAGCGACGGAGGAGACACGCUCUAACGAGACGAAUAAUCGAAAAGUACCUGAACCCCAGCAUGGACGAGGUCGUCCCCCAAAGCAGCCUCAGUCUGCCUCGAAGAUGCUCGCGAAAGCGUCCGUUGCUCAACAGAAAAAAGUGCCGGAGGCUCUGCCAGUCGUGAGCCAAGCACCUAAGGAUGAAGGCAAGCCGCCCAUAGUGCUCAGAAUUUGCAAGGGCACAGCUCGUCUCAUUUGCGGCGACGAAGACUCCGAGGCCGAAACCUACAGGAUUUCCUCGCCCCUCGGAAGUCCGACGAAGCUCGACUUUGAGCGAAAGUCCCCACCUGAGUCCUUUGCUAAAUCCGAGACGAGGUCAACUCGCUCAGCUCAUCAGCCGACUGUCACCACCGUCUCCAUACCCCUGGACGAUUCCGACACCCGGAGAACAACCCGCAGUCGUGCGAGAAACCUCCGCGACAUCAUAUCCCCGACUACGGUCGCACCUGCUCCACCUGUUACCCCGAGCCCGAUUACUCACAGUUCCGGUUUGUCGCUGACGCUCCGGAAGUCCGUGACCGACUCCAACAACACGCUUAUAUCGCACUACGAUAUUGUUAAGACUGACUGCAAUCCGAGCUACGUGAGCAAACCAACGGUGGAGCCGCUGAUUGGCCGCGAUCAACCAUUGCCAACAACGACCCAAGAGCUGAUCGAUAUCCUAUCGAGCGAUGCUGAUCCCUCACAACGAGGCGGGAUCCCGAUGGAGACGAAUUCGGACGAGGAGGAGGAGGAAGAGGAGGAGGAGAUCCUGGAAGAAGAGAUUCUGCAUUAUUCGGAAGAGCCUUUGAGCGAUGUUGCGGGUGAUAAUGAGCCGGAGACAGAGCCCGAGGCGGAACCGGAGAAAGAGAUUGAUGGCGAGACUGGAACGGGCCAGACGGUGAUGGGCCAUUUGCGAGAUGAAGCUCCGACGGCGAAGACGAUGGUGGAUCAAGAUUGGUUCUCGGGCAGCGAAGAUAGCGAGAGUGCGACGGGAAAUGUGGAGAAUGAAGUACCUGUUAGUAUUCAGGAUGAACAGAUGAAUGCUGUGCUGCUGCCGUCGCCUCCUAGGAGUGAGUUGGUCUCAGUUAGCAAGCCGACUUCGAAAAAGGGCAGUAUUUUCAAAAGCAGGUCGGCUGGGACGACGAAUGGUAACAAGAGGCGGGCUUUGUAUAAACACAAGUGGUCGGGCAAUGAUAAGGAGUCGCCGGCUGCCGACGCGGGGAAUACAGAGAGCCAAAUUCCGAAUGAGGCGUCCAGUUCGCACACGGACACGAAUACGGUUGCCUUCGAGGAAGAGUUUGAGAGUGAGGAGCUCACGAGAGUUGUGACCUAUCCGGAAACGGAUAUGGACUUCACGGAUGAUCUCGAAGCUGUUACGAGUAUCCGAUGCGGAAAGAAUGUCAAGGGUUUUUACACAGUAGUGAAGAAUGUGAAGAAAGCUCACCAAAUCCAAGAAAGUGGCGAGUUCCAAGAGUUUAACGAUGAUGUCGAGUACAUUUUGGAUACUUUGCGAGAAAACAAUCCAAACGCAACUCGUUGUCUAUCAGCGAUUCGAUUAGCAAGUAAAUGUAUGGCUCCAGCUUUUCGGAUGCACGUUCGAGCUCAUGGAACCGUUGCCAAAUUCUUCAAAGCCCUUUACGAUGCAACGAAAGACCAGAGCCUUGGUUUGUGUACAGCAACAGUUAUGUUCGUUCUAAGUCAGGAUCGUCUAGCCAUGGAUUUGGAUCGUGAUUGUUUGGAACUCAUGCUUAGUUUAUUAGAAUCCGACGCAAGUCACAAGGAUGCUCUUGACGAUUGUGGCUUGAGUCGGGCUGAAUUGUUAAAAAAUAAAGAGAAAGUCCGCCAACUAUGUGCGGACAUUCAAGCUCAAGGACACGCGAAGCACCUGAAUCUUGAUAACAUUACCGUUGGGCAACUUGCGAUGGAAACUCUCCUGAGUUUAACAUCUAGACGAGCAGGCGAAUGGUUUAAGGAAGAACUUCGAGAGUUAGGGGGCCUCGAGCAUAUCGUAAAAACCAUCAGGGAUUGUCAUCGUCACAUAACUGCGAGUGAAGUUUCAAGAUCGAGCUGGAAUGAUCCCUUACUCGAUAAAUUGCGCAAGGUCGACAGAUGUUUGCGCGUUUUAGAAAACGUCACGCUUAAGAAUGAGGAGAACCAAGUGUACUUGUUAAAAUAUGAAGAUGGAAUCUUCGUGAGCACGCUGGCUAGUCUUUACCAGCUUUGUGCACGGGAAAUUCCUAUGUAUCCAAUCAUGGACCCGAGUGAUAAAAGCUCAACUGGUGCUUUAAUGAGAGAAUGCCUUCUUGUUAUUCUGAAAGUUCUGAUCAACCUCACUCAUCGGUUUAACACGCAAUCUUUUGGUAGCAAGGUGAUCGGUUCGCAGCCCGGAAUUUUAGAAUGCAGUCUCUACCUUAUUUUACGUGUUCCCGAGUCAGUGCCAGACGAGAACAGAUUCGACAUGAUGAUGCUCGCUAUGACUCUUUUGAUUAAUUUGGUGCAGCAAUGUGCGGACAAUAAGCAGUUGCUCCUCGAAUCAAAAGCCCCUCCUUUGGAUCACAUAUUUGACGACUCGGAAAGUGGAGUGGAGGCACUGAUCGAUCUCUUCUAUAAACAAGAGGAACUCGCUCGCGCUGAGGAGCAGAAAACUGAUGCCAUUUUAGAUGGGAAGAAGGACGACUCUGAACAGCCAGAAACAGUUUCGACCACCACGAAGUCUCAGGCGGAAUUUAUUGAAGAAACGGUUGCUAUGUUGUUGCAAAAGGCUGGUAAACACAUGGAACACACGUUGAUAGGUGCAUACGUUGUACUUCUACUAGGCUACUUAGUUAUGGAUAAUAAGGAUUACGAAGCCCUGGUUAGGAGUUUUCUCCCCGACAAUAAUUUCGGUACCAUGGUGGCUGUUCUCCAAAAGUUCUUCAAUUUUAUGCAAUUGACGGCAUCGAAUGAAGUAAGCAGCUGUGGCAUAGCUGCAACCGAAAAAGUAAUAAAGUUCCUAAAAAUGUCCGAUGCGAGGAUCGAGGAAGAAAAAAAUGCAUUACCACUUCCGGCACUCGAAGAUUCAAACGUGAUGCUAGACUUGAGCUUGUCUUGAUCCCAGUAAACGUCCCAGUAUCACGAGUAUCUUUAGAAGAGCAAUCGUUGAUUUCGAGACGUGCGACAGACAGCCAAAGCAGCGACGCGACGUGUGUCCAAGUGACGACAGAAUUUCAUUUUUUUUUUUUUUUAUUUUAUACUGUGGUUGGACCUCUUUUACUUUGAUUCGCAUAUUUUGAUAUAUAUUUAUUCCUUAUAUAAUUUAUUGCUGUAUUCUUAUUUUUUUCAUCGCUACGUCAUCGUACGGAUUUUAUUUCCCCACUGCAGCAGACUUAAAUAUUAAGGAUGAUAAUAAAGAGUCGUUACUUAAGUACGAAAAUAUAGGCGAUAUGUGCGUGACAGGACCAGCUCUUGUAAGUACGAAAGGCAGGGCACUUAUUGAAAAAGAUCUUUUAUUAGUGUUAAUAAGAUAUAUAAAUAUAUAUCUCGCGGGUCAAUCAACUCUUAUUGUCCAAUUUUACACCACAGUAAAUUGUGAAUACUUUUGACCAUUUUUCUUGCCACGAUCAUUGUUUAUUCCCUCCUGAUAUUUUUUUUUUACUCGUCGUAUGCUCCGCGAAUUAAUUCUACAGCGAAUGCUUUUCAUCUCAAUUCUUUUACGAAUGUGUAUACUCUGUUCUUAGAAGUAUUAGUUGAUUGACAAUGCAAGGGUCGAGCGUGGGCCAUUGAAUAUCCAAUAUAGUGUUUAUGCUGCGUAAGUUUAUUUUAAUAUUAAACUAAAGUUAAUACUAUAAGCCUUGUAAAUGUAAAUUUAUAAAUUAUAAUUGUAUCUUACA